CUUGAGGAUGGCCAAACGCGGUAAAAGUGGUAAAAUUUAAACCCAUUUUGUUCGAGAGAAUCGGUGAAAGAAGAAAGAGUUUUUCAGGGAAGUGCAACAUUUCCUUCCGAAAAUGAUAGAGUCUCAAAUAUUCUGCAGUUGAAUUUAGAGGACAAGUUUAAGGUAAUCAGUUGAUAUAUAUUUACGGCUAUGUACAAGAUAAUUUAAAAUUGUUCUCUGAUAAAGCUUAUUCCCUGCUUCUUUUCCCCUUUCUUUCUGAGAGUUUUGAUUUCUUUAGAAUCCCUACUUGUGUAAGGAGGUUUGUUGUUAGCGGCAAGGUAUGUGCGUACUGCGAUAAUUUUAGAUCUCCCGCAAUAUUUAUAAAGCAUUCAACCUCAUAUGAUUUCGCUCAUAAUGGACCAGCUUAGGGCUCUAAAUAAAUCUGUAAUUAGCUUUCUUUUGAAAGGAAAAGUAAGCUUAUACCUCUUUGUACGCUAGGACAAAUAGGUCGGUUUAUUUCUUGUAUAUCUUUGAAAUUCAUGAAUAUUCAACGUAAAAGCUUCUGGCUUACACCUACGUAAACGGAAGUCAGAUUUUCUUUGUGGGCUCACAACAGAUUUAAAAUUGUCCGUGUAUGGCCUCUUUUGUUGGAAUUGUUGCUAUAUUUGUUUACAUGUUGUUACACUUCAGUCAAGGGGAAUCGAGACAGGGUUUAAGGUUAAUAAUAUGCGGAGGAAAUGAAUUAUAACAUCUGACGAACAUGGACUGAAAAUAAUUAAAAUGUUAUAUUUAAGUGUCCAAUUGUUGUUUUCAAUGUCCAAUGUUUUGGAAUACAAUUCUUUUUAUUUUUGUUACAGUUCCAAGUAUUUGUUUGCCUGAGAGCAAAAUUUUAAUCACUAUUUAACAAGUUUGGUAGAAAUGUGGCUGAAUUGCGUGUAUCCAGACACCCACUAUAAGAGCUAUUUUGCUACCAAGCAUAAUGUUAGCCUGGGAAUAUAUCUGUCUCUUGUUUCUCCGUGUCUCUAAGGAAGUUUCAAAGAAGAGACAUAUUUGCCUCAAUGACAAAAAUUCUAUACUGAUGAUGAAAUAUCUGUCCAGAAUCUGGUCAGGAAUAUAGUAGCUAUAUUUUGUUUAGCUAUUGUUUAUAAAUAACAGACCGAAGACAAAAGGUCACAAAGAUCAAAUGUAAUGGCAAUGAAUUUAUUUUUAUGACAAAACAGUCAUUAGUCGUUUCUUUAGAAUAAUUGAGUGGAAUAAAUUUUUGUAAAAAUUUUGCUGCAGCUCAUUAGUAGAAGCACUCAAAACUUUACUAAAGUAGACCAGGGGUCAAUGUAAUAAAACUUUUACAUGUGUAAUUUACAAGUGUAGCUAUUGUUCUCAGGCUCUAAAACAAUGGCUACACUUGUAAAUUGCACUUUUAACAGUUUUAUUAAAUUGACGCCAGGAGAAACAUAAACUCAAACAAAUUUACAUUUGGAAAUGAAUGUCUAUCAUCAUCAGUAUCAUUAAUGGGCAGACAUCUUUCCCCCAAAACGUCCCUAGCCACAGGGGAGAGACAGGUGUAUUUGUGGGCAAGCAUAAUGCUUAGAAUUGGAAAAAGGGAUUUUACUGUUUUUGAGAAUUGGAGACUGGACUCUUGUCUUUUUUGAGGGUUGUUGGAGGUUAGGGGUGGGGGGGGAAAUAAAAUUUGAAGGGGCAUCUCAGCUAUUUAUUGGGCAGGCACCAAAACAAGAGUGUGUAAGCUCUUGUUCAUGCCAUUAUAUGUCUUUUAAUUUAACCAACAGCCCUAGCCAGGUAUUGGCACUUUAUUAUAACCUACAUUUAAACAAGAACUGAUGCUCGACCAAUUAUGAACUAAUUCACAUUUAAAACAUACACCAGAACUUCUCCCUGGGUCUUGUUACUGAGGGUUAUUUCAUGUGCAAUGCGUCUUCUUUAAUAAAAGAUACAUGCAGUGUGCAAAUAUGAAGUUUUAUAAUCCAAGCUGUUCUUUUUAUUUUUAUUGUCAUAGAAUCCUCAGUCCUAUUAAUCUAAACAAAGAUUCAGACAAGAUUUCCAUUGAAGUCAGUAAAUUAAAGAAUAAUUUAAGAUUUCUUGAUGGAGGGUGAGGAAAACAAAGAGAAGAUUCCUCUUAAAGAAAGGAAGAUUAAUGAUGGCCAGUCAUCCAAUGCAUCAGUAAAUGGUGAUAAUGCAGAAGAUGAAUGCCAAAGUUCCUUGUUCUCAAAGCGUUACAUCAUAUCCAUUUUGGCAUUACUAGGAUUCUGCAAUGUUUAUGCUUUACGGGUCAACCUCAGUGUGGCUUUGGUGGCAAUGGUAACUAAUAGUACAGUUUCAAAUUCAGAGGGCAAAAAUGAUGAGGUUUGUAACUCCUUUUUAUUUUCUGUAAGACAGUUAAAAAUAAUAAUCAGAUAGGAUCCUGUGCAAUCCCAUCAGGAUCUUGUAAGAGAUGCUGUUAGGAUCCUGUACAAUCCUAUCAGGAUCUUGUAAGAGAUAUUGUUAGGAUCCUGUGUAAUCCUAUCAGGAUCCUGUAAGAGAUACUGUUAGGAUCCUGUAUAAUCCUAUCAGGAUCUUGUAAGAGAUACUGUUAGGAUCCUGUGUAAUCCUAUCAGAAUCCUGUAAGAGAUAUUGUUAGGAUCCUGUACAAUCCUAUCAGGAUCUUGUAAGAGAUACUGUUAGGAUCCUGUACAUUCCUAUCAGGAUUCUGCAGGAGACACUGUUGGGAUCUUGUAUAAUCCUAGCAGGAUUCUGUAAGAGAUACUGUUUAAGUCCCGGGGUACUUCCUUCGAAUUUUGGAUAGGGGUGUGCCGCGAACUUGAAGGUUCGUUAACCCUAGCCCUAUUUAAGGACUAAGAAAGCAAAAACUGAUACCCUUUUUAAGGCCGAAAGCCGAAAAAUGACACCCUAUUCAAGGAAAAAACAAAAUUAUUAAUAGCAUGAAAAGGAAAACUUUAUUUCUUCUCUGUAACAUUGGAUGUAUAAAAAUGUUCGUUUAGGCGGGCGUUUUCACACUCCAGUAUUAGAUAAUGCAGUUAAGACAAUUAAGCUACCCUAUCUAAGGACCACACCAGGGACACACAAACAAAAGGGUCAAAAAAGAUACCCUAUUUAAGGACCAAGAACCUCAAAAACCAUACCCUAUUCCACGGCAUGUACCUAUAUAGCCCAUAUGUCGUAUCCUGUACAAUCCUAUCAGGAUUCUGUAAUAGACACUGUUAGGAUCCUGUGUAAUCCUAUCAAGAUUCUGCAAGAGAUAUUGUUAGGAUCCUGUAUAAUCCUAUCAAGAUUCUGUAAGAGAUACUGUUAGGAUGCUGUACAAUUUUAUCAGGAUCUUGUAAGAGAUAUUGUUAUUGUUAUUGUUAGGAGAUAUUUUUGUUGGUUUUUUUUUUUUUUUACUGACCUACAUGAUCAUGUUCAAUCCUAUCAGGAUCUUGUAAGAGAUACUGUUAUGAUCCUGUGUAAUCCUAUCAGGAUCCUGUAAGAGAUACUGUUAGGAUUCUGUACAAUCAUAUCAGGAUCCUGUAAGAGAUACUGUUAGGAUUAAACUGCCGCAAAAAUUUAGUGCUACACGAUUUGUUAUUUAUGCAAAAAAUGUAUUCUAAGGGUGCUUUCCAUUUGUCAGAACUGGCGGCCGGACCAUUGCCCGACCAGUCAGUUUGAUAACGAAAUAGGUUUAUUUCCAAGAGUUUUUGCGAAAAAGCAUCACCUUCUUGCAUACUAUUCAGGAUUUGACUGAUCUGGCUGGAGAGUUCUCAUUAAAAGGAAUAUUAUCAUUGCGACGGGAAUGGUCUGGCCGGUCAGUUCUGACAAAAGGAAAGCGCCCUAAGAUUUGCCUUCAAGAUCUUAUAUAUGCAAUUAAUUCUAAUGGGAAAAUUGGGUCAAUUUGUCAAGAUGUUAGGUUAUAUUAAAUAAUUUGAUUCCGAUUUGUUUGUAGAAGCCGGCAGAAUUUAACUGGAGCACUGAAACUCAAGGUGAACUUAAAUAUUUUAAUUGAUUUUAGUUGAUUUUAGUGGGCUGUGUAUGGUCUCACUUUGUAAGGCCAGUUCAAGGGUGACAGUUGUGCAAUAGGCCUAAUAUUCAUGAUACCCACCGUCUUUCCACACCCUGAUACUGAAGACUGAUCAGAGUUGUCCUCCGAGUUGUCUUGUUGUUGUUUUUGCUAUGUUUUUAGCCAUUAUUUCGCCUAGUUCCAGCUGUAGUUCUUACUCUUGAAAUGAGUGAAGUGUCCGUCAUUUUAGUUUUUACAACAAAAACAACUCAAUCUGGUCCCCAGGUUUUCUUGGUUAACGGUGCAUUAACCUGUAGAAGGCUGCAUUUUUGAUGUCAUUUCCUUGUUAAACACAAAACUCUUCCAAAUUUGGUCAUCAGUAACUGGUUAUGGUGAAUUAUGCUUGUGCUUUUAGCCAAUCAGAAUUGGGGAAAUAUUUUGAAUGAAUAGUAAUAUUAAUUUACCUUUGUCUGUGUGCACAAUAUGUAAAUGCUUUUUUUUUUUUUUUUUUUUGGGGGGGGGGGGGGAGUCUCUUCCUACUUAAAGAUAAUGGGAUGUAUUGUUUUGUUUACAGGGACACGGGGCCAUAACUGGAAGGGCUAAGUAGGAGAGUUUAUAAGCAGCGGUUUAAAGCACCUGCUGGCCACCUUAUAAUGUAGCUGUCUAUCAGUGCAGCAAAGUAGCUUAAAUACAUGAUGAUUCUUUGUCUUACAGGUGUCGUUUUAAGUUCGUUCUUUUACGGCUACAUCAUAACCCAGCUUCCAGGCGGUAUAUUAGCUCUCAAGUUUGGUGGUAAAAAUUUGUUUGGUCUCGGCAUUCUGUCUACUGCUGUUUUGACACUUCUCACACCAGUUGCUGCACGAGCUAGUGUUGGAUUGCUGGUGACAUUGAGAAUUCUCAUUGGCUUAUGUGAGGUAAGUAUUCAAGGUGGCUGAGCAACUUUUUCUAGUAUGUUCUGAGAGUACUUCUGCACUUUCAAGUGAUGGAUCAAUACUACUGUAGUUUUUUUUUUUUCGGCUCAUCUCUGGUGUAAUAUAAUUCAUUACUCACAGCCAGUGUAAAACAAAGAAAACAAAACAUCCUUAACAAUGAACCUAACCCUGACAAUAGUCCAUAAAACGAAGAAAACGAAUAAAUUAUACAGUAAAAACCCGCAACUAAGAACCUACAUUUUUAGGAGUUAGCCUAAACAGGUUCUUAUAUAAAUGGUAUUUAACAGAAUUUUAGGCUAUUUAGGUUCUUAAAAUGGGUUCUCAAUCCUGGAGAAAAAACAAUUAAAACACAGCUGCAAACAAGUUGGUCAUUAGCCUAUACUUUUAUUUUCUUCAGCCCCACCCAACCCCCAACCCCCUCCCCAAAAAAAUAUCAAUGUAUACAAUUACAUGUAUAUAUAUGCUUUGCCAAGCUGUACAAAGCUUUAACUGUAACAAUAAUAUUCAGGAUAAUAUUCAGAACAGGGCCCAAAAUCAUUUUUACAACAAUGGCAAUCUGCUUUUUUUGCUUCAAAUAUGAUUCUUGCAAUGCAGCUGUAAUGUUCUAGUAUGAUUUUAGAAAAUAAGAACCUGUUUUAAAUUUCUUAAGCUAGGUAGGUUCUUGUUUAUAGGGGGUAUAAAUGACCAAUUUUAGGUUAACAGGUUCUUAAUUUUUAGGUUCUUAGUUGCGGGUUUUUACUGUAUUACAUGGGGAUGACCCGUUUUUUCAACUUGUUAACCGUUUGGUUAACAUUAGUUAUUGUCAUUUAUAGUGACUCUGUAAUCUGUUCAAAACACCCUUAAUUUUCUCUUUCAGUACUUAUACAUGUAGCUCAAAGGCAAGUUCAGUGAAGCCCAUUUAUUAUUAGCAAAAUUGAAAUAAGCAUGUUAAGAUCUAAUCUUUCAUGAAGUCUAAACAAAUCUGCAAGGUGGUUCAGAGCCACUUUAAAUUUUUAAGAAAGUAAGGACUGGUGAUUCAGAACCUUGCAUUUCAGAGGACUAUGUAUAAAACCUUGUACAUCCACUGCACAUGCAAACUCUGGUUUUACUUUUACACGCUUUCACAAGUAGAAAUUAUAAAGCGUUAGAGGUGAAGAAGUAAAUUAAAAGGAGUUCAUUUCUCAUGAUUCACAAGAAGCAAUUACAGUAAGACUGAGCUAUUACAUAGGGUGCAAACAUGUCUUUACAAUUAUGGUCCUGUGUUCUUUUUGUUAAACAGGGUGUUGUUUUUCCUGCAAAUCAUGCAGUAUGGACAAAGUGGGCACCUCCUCUGGAGAGAACCAAACUCACUACAAUCUCUGCAUCAGGUUUGAGCACAAAAUAAUCUUUCUCUGCGCAAGGACAUAAUUAUUUUACCUUUGAAAGUAGACUAGACAUCUGGUAGAGAAUAGUUCCUUCUACCAUUACUUUGUGGUUUUAUAGCUUGUGAACAGGCACCAGGUGUACUGCGAAAGAAAUGUGCAUUACUGGGGUGUGAAGUGAAGGAUGUGGAAGCUGGUGCAUCUAACUUUCCUUUCAUUCCCCACCCGUUUUUUCCCUUCCCUUGUGUUUAUCCAUGUACACAUUGUAGGCACCUUUUCUUCACCUCAUAGCUCACUAAAGAGCCUGUUUACAGGCUACAUUGUUUCAUCGCACGUAACGAUGCUCGAUAGUGAGUGCGCACGCGCGCGAGAAAAAACGAUUGGUAACCAGGGUAUAUUCACAUGGAACAGUUUCUAUUCAUAUUGAACUGAUGAACUAUGUUGAUUAUUAACUGUCAUCAGUGGUUUCAUUAUUAUACACAGAGGGCAGUGUGAUACUUAGGGUUGCAAUAAAAGUUUUUCCUGCUUAGAGAGGAAGGAGAAAGAACCUUUUAAACCUUUUAAAACCUUUUAAAAAUAUCUCAACAGGAGCUCAUAUUGGCACCGUGAUUGCCAUGCCGUUGUCAGGUGUCUUAGCAGAACGUCUUGGAUGGCCAUCCGUCUUUUAUGUAUUUGGUAAGUUAUAGAAUACCAAAGUGUAGCCUUCGUAACAGGCAUUUUUAAAAUAAGUGAGAAGUCAAGAGAUAUGGUAAUUGUAAUUUGUUGUAACAAGAGACCUUUAGAUUCUAGGACAGAGCGACUACGAGUAGGUGAUUUGACUCGUGAAGUUUUUUUCGCGUAUUCUCAAGUUAUAGACACCAAAAAAUUAGCACUGUUAUCUUAACUAAAGGAGCUUAAGCCAUCUCCCGACCGCAAAAUAAUACAACCUCUAACUUGUUUCUCUUUUCACGACAUUCUUGCUAAAACUCGUGGUAGAAUGACGACGGCAAUCAUGUUUUCCCGCCAAAAUGACGCUGGUUCACGCGUACUGGUCUCAGAAUCUAAAGGUUUCUAAAAGGACAGAGAGGGAAUCUAAGGGCGUUGGCCGGGGUCUCUUGUUGUAAUUGUAAUUUGUUUACCCACAAAGCACGGAGGAGAUCUUAACAACUCGAUUAAAUGUGUUUGUGCAUUCCAGAUCGAAUGGAAUUUGGAAAUGUUGCUUUUUGAACUGGAAUACCCGGCGAAAACCACUCUCAAAAUGGACCCCAUUUUGAGAAGAAGGCAUGAUAUAAAAACUCUUAAUUUCUUGAACCCACAGGCUCCGCAGGCGUGGUGUGGGCGUUUUUCUGGUUUUUGAUCGUUAGAAAUUCGCCAUCUGAAGAUCCAAACCUCUCCGAGGAGGAAAGAAAUUACAUUCAAGCUGCUCUUGCAAAGGAUGUCCAAAAGCAGGUAUAUGAGAUUCUUUUGUAAUCAUGCUAGGUUUUGUCUUUUUAUUCCACAUAUGUUACUCAUUGAAUCGACUCCAAGAUUUUCACUGAAAGAAGUGCCAUUUUGAGCCCUGAAGUUAAGUUCUGAUAGACUGUAGCCAGCGAGCAAGCUCCUCAUUUGCGCAGGCAAAGCCAGCCGCGCAAGAACGCGUGCUGCUCGCGUGUGCGUGACUUUUCAUGAUGUCCCCCAAAUGGAGAGCUUGAACGUAGGAAAGAUAGACUACGACCAGUUCCUCAUUUUCCGUAGGGAUAGUAGAGCAAACGAAAUAUGCAAGCUCGAGUAGACGCCAGACGCGGAGGAAGAAAAGACAUGGGAGUUUUUUCUCUCCUCCCUCUGCGUGCGACCUUCCGCGUGACCGGUCACGAUUUUCACGCGCGCUGGGGUAAAAUUUUCAGUUCGCUCUUUCUACUAUCCCUUGUGAAAAUGAGACAAACUCAGGCCUUGAAACCUUGAAAACUAGUAUUACUUUGAACUCCGUUCUCGAGAAGGGGUUACUGAACAAAGUUUUUACAAGGAGGCUCCGCCCUGGGCACCAACGUCCUCCCUUUCGUAAACCUUCCAUUAAAAAAUGGUAUCCGUUUCCCGUAUUUAUUUUUAAAAACAACAACAACAACGAUACUUCCUCCAUCCUUUUUAUUAUGGUUUCCCUGUAACGGGAGAACGUGAUAAAUUAAUAAGUAGGUGAAACAAUUUGACUUAAAAUAAACGACUGUUUAAUUGUUAAGCUGUGACAAUAGACGGAUCGAGACGCACCAAUGACAUUACGAGUCUUCUUAGCCAAUGACAUCAGGGCUUACCUGACGGACGACCAAUAACAUCGCGACUGAAUUGACCAAUCAGGUCAAUAACCAGAGUAUAAUACCAUAACUGACGUGAUACAACUCACUUUGACGCUAAAGUUGAAUACCGCACAGGUAGUCGAAACGUCAGUCACUGUCACAAACAGUUCUCAGGGGCGGAUCCAGGAUUUUUUUUGGGAGGGGGUGCACUCGUCUCUUGCUCUACUUCAACACCAAUAAACCACAUAGUUUUUUUGCAGAAUACCAGUUGUAUUAGAAAACCGCAGGUAAUCUCAGGGGAGGGUGCACACCCCCUGCACCCUCCCCCUAGAUCCGCCCCUGGUUCUACACUCACGCGGACGAUCCUGUUUUACACUUAUGAAAUGACUACUGGGUUCAAACCUUUCACAAUGAUAAAUAAAUCGAUACAACCAUAAGGUGCCUCUUAUCGAAAUAUUUCCAUUUAAGGUGUUUCAAAAGGCCAAACAGCAGCUUUUUUCCACCCCUUUAAUUUUUUUACACCUGAAGUUAGAAAAUUGCGCUCCUCCCGGAUGGGAGCUCCCCGUAUUGACCGUUAUAUGAUGGAUAACAGAGACCUGAAUUGGUAUGUUUAUAUCUCCUUGACUAGGAGGACCUUAAGAUACCAUGGAAAAACAUUUUCACCUCGCUACCCGUCCUCGCCAUUGUUGUUGCUCAUUUUAGUGAGAACUGGGGAUUCUACACGCUGCUGACAGAGUUGCCAAGUUUUUUAAAAAACAGUCUUCAUUUCGACCUAAGCAAGGUAUGCCCAAUUCUGGUGCUUUAUGCUGUCAGCACUUUGCUUAUAAUGUAACGAUGCUGUCUCGUUAAACAUGUUCAAUAGUAAGCGCUUCAAAAAUUAUACAUCAUUAUUCUUAUUGCAAAUUAGACGUCAGCUGCUUAAAUUCAAGUUAAGUCUGUUUCAAACUCUUCUUCAUUUCAAAUUCAUUGCUUCCAUGGAACUAAGGUAUAAACAAAUAAAGUUUUAUGUUAUGUUAUGUUAUGUUAUGUUAACAAGUGGGACCAUUAUACGUUUCUGGGAAACUGCCUACCCACCCCUCCCCUGACCCAACAUUUUGCCCUAAGGGAAAAGUAAGAGUUAAUGUUGGCUUAUGGGAGGGUGAUUCAAGAAGUGUUAGGUCCCGUCUCAUGACGAAAAGUUACCCAGGGAAGAAGGGUCACCCUCCCAGCCGAGUCAAACUCAGCGAGCGUUCAUAUGGGUAAAACGUUCACCCCUUUGUCCAAGCCACCAGCGUUCGCUAAGCUUUGAUUGGUUACAAGAGCGCUCGCGCAUGCUCUGAUUGUCUCGCCCUGACCAAGUUUACCCGGCGCCUCCUGAUUGUAACCUGCGAUCAGGCGGUCCUUCUUUUCGUUCUUUCGAAAAAAAAAAAAAAAAAGAGAACGCCUAAUCGCAGGUUAUCGUGAUUAUGAAUGAAUGUUCGUGUAAACCGCUGAGAAAUAGAGAAAAAGAGAGGAGAAGUGUGACUUCACAAAAUUUCAAAUUUGCAAAAUUAUGAGAUUCGUUGGCAUCUUCAUAUUGGUUCUAUCCUUUGCUUCGAGAGGUUUUCUACCCCGGUUUUCCCCUCUCCUCGAAAACCAACAUUUCAAAAUUCCAAUUCGACCAGGAAUCAGGUAGGCGAAGAACCACUUUGUGGAUGUGCUACCUCCAAAUCAUUAUUAUUAUUAUUAUUUAUUUUUUAUAAACGUUUUUAAUAUGAUCCCGGCCCAUUUUAGAAGGAACUAUAUGGUGUCGUCAGAGCAGAACGGUGCUUAUAUCUCCCCACCAAUUUGCACCAACCGGCUCGUUUUUAAUAAGUGGACAUUUUUCGUCUGGUUCUCUCUAGAUGUGCCAACCUAUCCCAUAAUUUUACAAAUUUAGUUUUCGUGACGUCAUCACUUCUCUCUUCCGUUCCCAUUACGUUUCAGGCUGGGUUUGUGUCCGCUCUUCCUUAUUUGGUUAUGGCAAUUACAAUUCAAGCAUCGGGACAAUUAGCCGAUUGCGUACGAAGAAAACGAAUUUUGACAACAACAUCAGUGCGGAAAUUGUUCAAUUCCUUUGGUAAGUCUCCUGGUUGGUGAAGAUUGCCGGGGGGGGAGGGGGCAAAUGAGCCCAAGGAAGCCAAUAAGGCUUCUGAAUAGGACCACCUUUAAAAAUACAUUACCUGAUUAAUAAAUUUAACUAAGCACAUACAAUUUCUUUACAACAUCAAAAUAACCGUUAAAUAGGAUAAAAUAGAUAAGGCUGAACUUGCAAGUGCAAAAACGAAAAAGAAAAAGUGGGAAAAAUAAUUCAAGAAUAUACGAGAAAAAAGAGUGAAAGAAGCGAAAAAAAAAAAUAAACACAGGAAUUAAAGAAUCAGUUGAGAAAAUUUGUUUAAAGAUCUUAGCAUUUUCCCUUAGGUGAUUAUUUUAUUACUUCUCACAACCCGGCUUUUCUCUUUAUUAUGUGUUGAUAUUGUUUUGAGAAAACUUAUAUUGGUCAGUUAUUUUCAUUCCUGGGUCUCAGAGAAUUAAAGAGUGUUAUGGUAGUUUUUGGACAUCCAAGGCGACGGCCUAUUCUCCAUUUCAGAAACUGUAACUGAAGAAUGAGUACAAGCUUUCGAUGGAACGUUUUCUGGGAUCGUUUGGGGGGACAAGCGUUAAAUAUGAUUGGUCGAUGGUAUUUAGGGCAACCAUUAACCAAUCAUAAGUAACGCUUGCCACCCAAACAAUCCCAGAAGGCAUUGCCCCGAAAGCUUGUACCCAUUCCCCUUAUAGGAUAAAUCCUCUACUAAGUCCUCCUCUAAUAAACUCCCUCCCCCCUCCUUUUCAGGGGAAGAAAGUUAAUAAGCCCCCCUCCAUCUUUCAUGCCCCUUCCCCUCCCCCAUAUAAUUCUUCACUAAUAAAUUUUGGACUGUAUAAAUUAAUCAGGGGCCCGUUUCUCGAAAGUCCCGAUAAUUAACGGGCCCGGUAAGCUGUCUCCGUUUACAUUAAAGAUCGAGGUUUCAAUAGUUUUGCAUUUAACAUGAGAAAACUAUCAGUUAAUGAAACAAAAUGAAGUAGUUUGUUAGCCAGGACCCGCCUUGUUUUUCUUUGUGUUUCGAUUUGAAUGUUUUAAUUUCGGGCCCCAAGAGUUAGCUGGGCUUUCGAGAAACUAACCCCAGAACUGUAAACCUUCGUGUGGACUGAUCCGGGAUGGUUUAUUCACCAACUGGAAGUUCGGAUUUGGUUUUGAUUGUCGACUGCAUGACCUCCAACUUCUUGUACUUAGGCUUUUCCACUUUGUAUUCUAGUUCUUUAAGGACAACUGAUACCAUUGUUUUUGCUAAAUUGAAUAGGUCCCCUGAAAUAAAUAAGCCCCUGGGAACUUAAUUGACCACUUCAGAAAAUACCAGAGCAUACCGUAAAGCUCUUUGUUUGUCACCCCAAAAUUUUGCAUAAGAAUUGUCUUCAGUUUCAUUUGGGGCCAUUUUAACUCCCAAGAGAAACUGAAGACAAUGCUUAUGCAAAAUUUUGGGGUGACAAACAGAGAGCACUAUGGUAUGUUACGGUAUUUUCUGGAGUGGUCAACAGAAUAUUUACGGUAGUGUUUGGAGUGGGGAUUGUUUUUCUUUUCGUUUAAUGCACUCAGUUGAAAAUCCGUCUUAUUAUUCUGUUCUUUGUAGCUUUCUUUUGCCAAGGUGCAUGCAUUAUUGUUGCCGGCUACACUACUAAUUGGCUUGUGGCUGUUGCGUGUCUUACAUUCGCUGUGGGUGGAGGUGGUUUUGCCUUUAGCGGAUUCUUUGUAAAUCAUCUGGACAUCGCUCCUCCUUUUGCUGGUAUUCUGAUGGGAAUCUCCAAUGCUGUGGCUACACUGCCAGGAAUCAUUAGUCCAUUGUUAACUGGAGUUAUCGUUCAACAUCAGGUGUGUGAUCGUUCGUUAUUCGCCGCUUUAGAAACGUAGAAAGAAACUAGACCGGGUUAAUUUUCGCAAAGACUUCUGGGAGGUUACUGGGACGCGCCGGUCAGCUAUUGGCCAAUUUUUUCCCCUGUCGCCAGAAACAUUCCCAGAAGUCUUUGCAAUAGUUAAUUGGGUCCAGUUUCCCUCUCGGUUCUAAAGUGGCGUAUUGCACAUUGGCUCAGUAAACUCUACAAUUAAUCCAUUUCAUCAACACUAAAACUGUUACUAGAACUGAAGAGGCUAUAUCGCGGCUGUCUAGUUUUAGUUAACGUUUCCAAUUAUGCUCUGUUAUUCGCUAUACAGCUUUACGUUAGCGAAGAAAUGAACAAAUGAAUGAAUGAAUGAAAGCACUUAUUUGAGAGUCAAGGUAUUUAGCACGAAAGUACUAAUUGGGGACACUACUUUUACUUCUCCAAUUGGAGACGGGACCGCCAUUUUACGUGGUGAUCUGAGCCACGCGAAGGUCUAGCCGCGUGCGGUACAAAGGGAAUACCUUCAUUUCUCAGUUAUUUUAAGACCCUGAGUAUUGGUCCGACCUCGGAAAUCGAAUCCGCGACCUCCCGCUCUGCAGUCAAGCGCUCUACCGACUGAGCUAAUCCUGCGGUCAAAUUUUUAAAUCAUGAAUGAAUGAACGAACAAACGAACGAAUGAAUUGGCUUUAUUUAUUCACGGUGGUAAUUUCAAUAUACAAAAUUGUUUUUUAAAUUAGCCGUGUGAACAGUUCUAUGACCUAAUACUAACUAUAGCACAAUUUUUAAAACUAUCGUCACAAAUACUAAAAGUAGACGGUAUACUAAUUAUUUAUUUAAAAAUAAUGGCAAUAAAACACCUACUGCAAUUUAUUAUCCCAAGUAUGCUUUGAUCUCUCCAGUAUGUUUUGAACCUAUUUAAUGUCUCUAAGUCUUUGACAUGAUUAGGAAGUUCGUUCCAUGCAAUUGCCCCACGAUAAGCAAAAGUUCUCUUUAUGAGUUUGUCUUAGGUUUGGGCAACUGCAUGUCGAACGUACUACCUCUGAGGUUGUAGUUAUGUUCCUCGGAAGUCAAUCGAAAAAGCUCAGUUAAGUACUCAGGUACAGCCGCAUGAUAAACCUUAUACUUAAUAAUUAUUCCUCGACUCGAGCCCGAAUGGGCUCUGGGCUGUUGACUCAGAGGCUAUGAGGGCGAGAGAAAUAAUUGUUUUAUCAAAAUCCAACUAGUUGGUCAAAAAUAUCGAGACGAAACCACUUUAGCUAGCAAAACGCGAUUCACCCGCCAUUGUUUUGGCUUUCAAAGCCGGCGCUUUUCGCUACUAGCAGGUUAUAACAUAUAGCCUAGUAGUGGCUCAACCAAUCAGAACGCAGCAUCGAUAAUAGACCACGAGUAGUUGGAUUUUACUAAACUAUGAUAUUCAUUUGUAUUUUCCACUUAUCACCCAGCGUUGGCCGACAUAGCUCUUUUAGAAUAUCACACAAUCUUAACAGUUGAUGGCCAAAUCACAGCUUUGUCUCCAAAGCAUGGGAGGCAUUUUCCUAGAAUGUUACAGUAAUCUCUCAUAUCAAACAUUUAAAACAGUAUUUCACAAUAACAAACACCUCAGAGGUCCAUAAUUUUAAAAACCGAUGUCUGUGGCAACCGCUACGCCUCUAACAGCUGGUGCCUCUAACAAAGCUUCCAUGUUUUAAUACCUUCUUAUGUUGAUACAAUCUUGGACAAAACUGUUGAGUUGUCUAUUUGGGGAGCAUUUUUCUAAACAUCUUAGCUGUACCUGUUCUUCCCUCUCCCCCUUCCCCAGAAAGCAAUGUUGUUGUGUAUUCAAAAGAAAGCCUGAUCCCUAGGCGUUUGUAGGAAGCAACACUGAACUGGAGGAAGGGAUUUCUUUCCGCAAAGCUGUCGUUUUGGAAUAUAGUUUUGUAGCGUAGGGAAGUGGACUUGAUGGGGAAAACUUUCUCAAGUAGUUUUGUCCGGAAUUGUAGGCUAGUUUUUCAAAGUAAACUUAAGUUUCUUUUUUCACAGUAUGCUUCAGAAUGGAGGAUAGUGUUUUACAUCGCUGGAAUGAUUUACAUUUUUGGAGCAAUAGUCUACUGCUUCCUUUCAAGUGGUGAGAAACAGUCGUGGGCUGAAGUAGAAUACUCUUCACUGCUAGAUGAAACAGAUGAAGAUGGUCAAGAGGAGGUGAUUAUGGAAAGAUAGUUACUGUGUGUUAUUAGGGACCUUAAGCAACUACGACGACAACGACAACGCAAAAAUAAAACCAAUUGGUUUUAUGAGCAGAGCAACAGCUCUGCACGCCUUUUAGUAGAUUUCUUUGACGUCCACAGCACGACUGCGACGUGAAACCUCCCAGUGCGACGUUUUAUGGAGAACAUGGACAUACGACGACAAAUUUUCCUUUCUCUAUUUGAACAUGGAUAAAGCCCUUAAGAAUUCAACUCCAGGAAAAGUCGCCUACAUUUGACGAAUUGAGCGGUUCCAAAUAGACGCGAUAAAGUUUGAAAAGACGCAAAUUCAUUUUUUAGUGAUAUUUUCACUGCUGUCGUCUCGUAGUUGCUUAAGGUCCCUGUUAUAAACCCGGAGGGGUACUCAAAAAAGUUUUAUUCGGGGAGGCUCCGCCCUGAGGUCCAACCCCUUAGCCUUUCAAAUACCAUUUUAAACAAUUAUUGGAUGAGGUUUUUGUGAUAUCCGGAAUAAUCAAGGUCGAGGUGAGAGUUAUCAGCCGAGCCGAAGGCCGAGGCUGAUAACACUUACCGACUUACCGAAACCUUGAUUAUUUAGGGUAUCAUAAAACCGAAUAUAAUAAUUGUCUUAUUACGCAUUGUUUUGAAGAAAAUAACGACAAACACACCUUCGCAGUGAACCUGAAGUGAUAUUGUUAUUGGAAAUCAUGCAUUGCGCGCGCAUGCUAGCAGAUAACUGACUAACCUGAAGUUUGCGCCGAUUUCCAAAAUUAGCUGUAGGCUCUCAGCCAAUGCGAAGACAGGUAGUGAGUACAAUAUAUAAUAAUUCAUUAACUGACAGAAGAGGUACCUCUUUCGUAUACCUUCUAUUAACAAAUGGAGAGUAGAACUCUGCGUUCCUUUUAACUGCUUUAAAUGCACUGUUUUAAAAGUAUGAAUAAUCCACAAAAACAGAACGUUUUCUCGACUUUUUUCGCAGCCAUGAAAUGCAUCUGUUAGCCAUUUUGGGCCUUUUUACGGACCGAAAUGACAGAUCUCCUUACCCUUUCAUAUACUUCCACUAGUGAAAUCACUUCCUGGAGCCUCCCCGUAUAGGCUACUACAGGGUGUGCCCCCCGGGCAUUAAAAGCGGUUUUCAAUCGAGCUAAUCUCUACCGAAAAGGAGGUUUGAAUGUCGUGUACUAUCUGGACAAAAUACUAUGCGAACCCCAUUUUGACGUCAUCUGUGAUCUGUUACUGAACAUACUCACGGCAACAUGGAGUCUAUUCGUUUUAUCGGAAACUCAUAGUUUCUGGUUUUAUGCAAUGCACAGAAAAGUAUAAACGACGUACUUACUUCGUACCGCAUUUUCAAGUCAUCAAGAACUCCUUUUUGAGCCGGUUUCUACGUUACUCAGGAAAUGUAAUGGGCCAAUCAUAGCUCGAGCAUUAGCGCGGGAAAAUGCGAGCGAACAAGUCACGGCUGGUUGUCUCCUCAUUGGGUCAGAAAAAUGCGCCAAAAUUUUUAGCCAAUCACGGAGCAAAGUGUUAGAAACCAAAGCAGUCUCAAAAUUACUGACGAUGCUCGACUAAAAACCGCCAUAGUCAUAAAAUGAGUUUUGGAAGUUCCUUGAAGGAACCCAACAUGGACUUGUAUUUGGUUACAUCAAAUAAUUCAUCAAAAUUCAGUAUUUUUAUUUUUCUGUAACUUAUUUUAUCUUCAUGCUCACUGAACAGAACAGUGGCUUUGACAUGUUUUAAGUAAAUAUUUUGAAUUAACGCACACAAGAUCGUUCAUUGUAAGCUAAAUUAUGGAAGAAAGUUACUUUUUAUUUAAUUUUUACUUAUAGGCUAAAGGUAUCAUUGUAAGUAUUUAAAGACUUAAUUAUGUGAUCUGCGAAACAGUAAUGAAAUAAAAGAUCUAGCCAUUGAAAAAAUUGUUUCCAAACUAAGUACCCUUAUAAGGGGUUUAAACUUGUCACCACCG
Porites lobata is the source of this 16537-nucleotide messenger RNA. NCBI's taxonomy places the organism in Eukaryota, Metazoa, Cnidaria, Anthozoa, Scleractinia, Poritidae. The record is from the annotation of a GenBank genome assembly.